This is a messenger RNA of Schizosaccharomyces osmophilus, 1503 nucleotides long. RefSeq names its product no go decay endonuclease Cue2 (gene cue2). The record is from RefSeq and is a predicted model, not a curated record. The transcript is spliced from 2 exons. Lineage: Eukaryota; Fungi; Ascomycota; Schizosaccharomycetes; Schizosaccharomycetales; Schizosaccharomycetaceae. Bases 1 to 1503 code for a protein of 500 amino acids.
AUGCCAGAUUGGCGUUCGCAAUUUGAGGAACACUAUUCCCUGUAUCUGGAUUCAGCACUUGUCUUGGCUAUUGUCAAUGACUGCGAGGAUAGCGAUAAUGCUCGGGAUGUGUUGGAAUUACUAAAAAAUGAUGGUCAAUGUUUGACUCAUGAAGAUGGUUGGAAUCAGUCCACAGCACGAGAGGAAGAAAAUGAAAUUUUACAUACAUUAGACGAUGAAUUUAACGCAGAGCAUGAGGUUGACUAUUCAGAAGAAUUGAUGGAUUCUCCUUAUGAUCUCGAUGGAACAGUUUAUAGCUUUUUGCGAUCCAUGUUCCGUGAUAUUGCUCCACAACGAGUUCAAUAUGUUCUUAACAAAUGUGAAAAUGAUCUUACGCGCGCCAGUGACGAAUUGUUAAAUCAGGAAGUAUUGGAAAAAGAUGAAGGGCUUGGAAAUGCUACCGAUGCUCUUUUUGCAGCUCCAAACAUCUCUCAUCGUUCUCGGCAGCGUAAACGGAAAAAUAAAAAACCCAAUGCUUCACGAAGAGCCCCGUGGACACAUGAUCUGGAUUUAAAUGGAAAUAAAUCAGAUACUGAUGAAGAAUUGGCUCAGUUUACGGUGAACAAGCUUUCCUUUUGGGAAAGAAAUCAACAGCUUUUCGAAAAAAUAUCCUCCAUUUUGGAUAUUGCUAACUCUCGAGUCAGCCAUGAAUUUUAUAAGCAUUCUGGAUCAUUGUACUUUACAGUGAACGCUUUGCUGCGGAAGCAUCCUUUAUUGACGCAGACAUUUGAGAACUCAUGUCAAGAUACUGCAUCUGAACUAUCAAAAUACACUGGUCUCUCCCUUCAAUUUUGCUGUGAACUUUUGACCUGUAGUAAAGACGUACAAGGAGCAAAAUGGAUUGCUUACGCCGUGAAGCAAUCUCAACCAAAAGAUACGACUAAAUUGGAGCUCGGUCUACUUGGUAACGAAAAACCUAAAGUAAGCACAUCGUCUGCUUUAAAUCAUAAUUUGAAUGAAAACUAUAAUUCAAUGGAAGCGUACUCGACAGAAGAAUGUAAUCGGUUAGCGGAUGAGUACAUAGAUUCUCGAAAUGCCGAAUACGCUGCUUCUGCCAGGGAUUACCGGAGAAGCAAAAGUGAUCGAUUGCUUGGUGGAUCUGCAACAUAUCAUGCUCAAGUUGGAAGAGAAUAUCACGAAAAAGCCAUGAAAUGGCGAGGCUUAGCCAUGAGGUCUUUGUCUCAAACUGGAACGCCUUAUUCGUUGGAUUUGCAUGGUGCGACUGUUCGUGAGGCUAAAACUAUCGUGGAAGAGAGAGUUUCAAGUUGGUGGGCGAGGGAAGCAGAUUCUUCUCCGAAUUGUAUACACCCUUUCAGAAUCAUCACAGGGAUUGGCAAUCACAGUGUAGGUAUGGAGGCGAGGCUUUUACCCUCCAUAGUGAGAUGGUUACAGCAAAAUGGUUGGAGGUUUGAGAUAAAUCAUGGUCAAGUUGAGGUUUAUGGUGCUAUUCGCAAGAAAAAAUAA